GGUCCCUCGGUGGAGCGGGCCGGACCGGGCGUUCCCUUUGGAGCCAAUCAGAAAGGCGAGAGACCGAAUUGGCCGCUGCGCCUCCUCCCGAGGCAUGCUGGGAGCCUGGAGGACUAGCGAGGAGGAGUUGAGAGAACGGAGCGGACGCCAUGGCGACCAACAUCGAGCAGAUUUUUAGGUCUUUCGUGGUCAGCAAAUUCCGGGAAAUUCAACAGGAGCUUUCCAGUGGAAGGAAUGAAGGCCAGCUAAAUGGUGAAACAAAUACACCCAUUGAAGGAAACCAGGCGGGUGAUGCAGCUGCCUCUGCCAGGAGUCUACCAAAUGAAGAAAUAGUGCAGAAGAUAGAGGAAGUACUUUCUGGGGUCUUAGAUACAGAACUACGAUAUAAGCCAGACUUGAAAGAGGCCUCCAGAAAAAGUAGAUGUGUAUCUGUACAAACAGACCCUACUGAUGAAAUUCCCACUAAAAAGUCAAAGAAGCAUAAAAAGCAUAAAAACAAAAAGAAGAAAAAGAAGAAAGAAAAGGAAAAAAAAUAUAAAAGACAGCCAGAAGAAUCUGAGUCAAAGACGAAAUCUCAUCAUGAUGGGAACAUAGAUUUAGAAUCUGAUUCCUUUUUAAAGUUUGAUUCUGAACCUUCAGCUAUGGCGCUGGAGCUUCCUACAAGAGCAUUUGGCCUGUCUGAGACCAAUGAAUCCCCUGCAGUUGUGCUAGAACCUCCUGUAGUAUCAGUGGAGGUACCAGAGCCACACAUCUUAGAAACUCUGAAGCCAGCUACAAAAACUGCAGAACUGUCAGUUGCAUCUACAUCAGUAAUCUCAGAGCAGUCAGAGCAGUCUGUGGCAGUAACGCCAGAACCAUCCAUGACAAAGAUUCUGGAUUCCUUUGCAGCAGCACCAGUGCCUACUACAACAGUGGUGUUGAAGUCAUCUGAGCCAGUCGUAACAAUGUCAGUGGAGUAUCAGAUGAAGUCUGUGCUGAAAUCUGUGGAGAGCACAUCUCCAGAGCCAUCCAAGAUCAUGUUGGUAGAGCCCCCAGUAGCAAAAGUGUUAGAGCCUUCAGAAACCCUUGUGGUAUCAUCAGAGACACCUACUGAGGUGUACCCUGAGCCAAGCACAUCAACAACAAUGGAUUUUCCAGAGUCAUCUGCAAUUGAAGCGCUAAGAUUGCCAGAGCAGCCUGUAGACGUACCAUCGGAGAUUGCAGAUUCAUCCAUGACAAGACCGCAGGAGUUGCCGGAGCUGCCUAAGACCACAGCGUUGGAGCUGCAGGAGUCGUCGGUGGCCUCAGCGAUGGAGUUGCCGGGGCCACCUGCGACCUCCAUGCCGGAGUUGCAGGGGCCCCCUGUGACUCCAGUGCCGGAGUUACCUGGGCCCUCUGCUACCCCGGUGCCAGAGUUGCCAGGGCCCCUUUCUACCCCAGUGCCUGAGUUGCCAGGGCCCCCUGCGACAGCAGUGCCUGAGUUGCCAGGGCCCUCUGUGACACCAGUGCCACAGUUGUCGCAGGAAUUGCCAGGGCUUCCAGCACCAUCCAUGGGGUUGGAGCCACCACAGGAGGUACCAGAGCCACCUGUGAUGGCACAGGAGUUGCCAGGGCUGCCUUUGGUGACAGCAGCAGUAGAGUUGCCAGAGCAGCCUGCGGUAACAGUAGCAAUGGAGUUGACCGAACAACCUGUGACGACGACAGAGUUGGAGCAGCCUGUGGGGAUGACAACGGUGGAACAUCCUGGGCAUCCUGAGGUGACAACGGCAACAGGGUUGCUGGGGCAGCCUGAGGCAACGAUGGUGCUGGAGUUGCCAGGACAGCCAGUGGCAACAACAGCGCUGGAGUUGCCGGGGCAGCCUUCGGUGACUGGGGUGCCAGAGUUGCCAGGGCUGCCUUCGGCAACUAGGGCACUGGAGUUGUCGGGGCAGCCUGUGGCAACUGGGGCACUAGAGUUGCCUGGGCCGCUCAUGGCAGCUGGGGCACUGGAGUUCUCGGGGCAGUCUGGGGCAGCUGGAGCACUGGAGCUUUUGGGGCAGCCUCUGGCAACAGGGGUGCUGGAGUUGCCAGGGCAGCCUGGGGCGCCAGAGUUGCCUGGGCAGCCUGUGGCAACUGUGGCGCUGGAGAUCUCUGUUCAGUCUGUGGUGACAACAUCGGAGCUGUCAACGAUGACCGUGUCGCAGUCCCUGGAGGUGCCCUCGACGACAGCGCUGGAAUCCUAUAAUACGGUAGCACAGGAGCUGCCUACUACAUUAGUGGGGGAGACUUCUGUAACAGUAGGAGUGGAUCCCUUGAUGGCCCCAGAAUCCCAUAUAUUAGCUUCUAACACCAUGGAGACCCAUAUAUUAGCAUCCAACACCAUGGACUCCCAAAUGCUAGCAUCCAACACCAUGGACUCCCAGAUGCUAGCAUCCAACACCAUGGACUCCCAGAUGUUAGCGUCUAGCACCAUGGACUCCCAGAUGUUAGCAACUAGUACCAUGGACUCCCAGAUGUUAGCAACUAGCUCCAUGGACUCCCAGAUGUUAGCAACUAGCACUAUGGACUCCCAGAUGUUAGCAACCAGUUCCAUGGACUCCCAGAUGUUAGCAACCAGCUCCAUGGACUCCCAGAUGUUAGCAACUAGUACCAUGGACUCCCAGAUGUUAGCAACCAGCUCCAUGGACUCCCAGAUGUUAGCAACCAGCUCCAUGGACUCCCAGAUGUUAGCAACCAGCUCCAUGGACUCCCAGAUGUUAGCAACCAGCACCAUGGAUUCUCAGAUGUUAGCAACCAGCACCAUGGACUCCCAGAUGUUAGCAACUAGCUCAAUGGAUUCCCAGAUGUUAGCAUCUGGCACUAUGGACUCUCAAAUGUUAGCUUCUGGCACCAUGGAUGCUCAGAUGUUAGCGUCUGGUACCAUGGAUGCCCAGAUGUUAGCGUCUAGUACCCAAGAUUCUGCUAUGUUGGGUUCAAAAUCUCCUGAUCCCUAUAGGUUAGCUCAGGAUCCUUACAGGUUAGCUCAGGAUCCCUAUAGGUUGGGCCAUGACCCCUAUAGAUUAGGUCAUGAUGCUUACAGGUUAGGACAGGACCCUUAUAGAUUAGGCCAUGAUCCCUACAGACUAACUCCUGAUCCCUAUAGGAUGUCACCUAGACCCUAUAGGAUAGCACCCAGGUCCUAUAGAAUAGCACCCAGGCCAUAUAGGUUAGCACCUAGACCCCUGAUGUUAGCAUCUAGACGUUCUAUGAUGAUGUCCUAUGCUGCAGAACGUUCCAUGAUGUCAUCUUACGAACGCUCUAUGAUGUCUUAUGAGCGGUCUAUGAUGUCCCCUAUGGCUGAGCGCUCUAUGAUGUCAGCCUAUGAGCGCUCUAUGAUGUCAGCCUAUGAGCGCUCUAUGAUGUCCCCUAUGGCUGAGCGCUCUAUGAUGUCAGCUUAUGAACGCUCUAUGAUGUCAGCUUAUGAACGCUCCAUGAUGUCCCCAAUGGCUGAUCGAUCUAUGAUGUCCAUGGGUGCCGACCGGUCUAUGAUGUCGUCAUACUCUGCUGCUGACCGGUCUAUGAUGUCAUCGUACUCUGCAGCUGACCGAUCUAUGAUGUCAUCUUAUACUGCUGAUCGUUCAAUGAUGUCUAUGGCUGCUGAUUCUUACACCGAUUCUUACACUGACACAUAUACAGAGGCAUAUAUGGUGCCACCUUUGCCUCCUGAAGAGCCCCCAACAAUGCCACCGUUGCCACCUGAGGAGCCACCAAUGACACCACCGUUGCCUCCUGAGGAACCACCAGAGGGUCCAGCAUUGCCCACUGAGCAGUCAGCAUUAACAGCUGAAAAUACGUGGCCUGCAGAGGUGCCAUCGUUACCUUCUGAAGAGUCUGUAUCGCAGCCUGAGCCUCCUGUGAGUCAAAGUGAGAUUUCAGAGCCUUCAGCAGUGCCUACUGAUUAUUCAAUGUCAGCAUCAGAUCCCUCAGUUUUAGUAUCAGAGGCUACUGUGACUGUUCCAGAACCACCGCCAGAGCCAGAAUCUUCAAUUACAUCAACACCUGUAGAAUCUGCGGUAGUAGCAGAAGAACAUGAAGUUGUUCCAGAGAGACCAGUGACUUGUAUGGUACCUGAAACUCCCACAAUGUCAGCUGAACCAACUGUGCUAGCAUCAGAGCCUCCUGUUUUGUCAGAGACAGCAGAAACAUUUGAAUCCAUGAGAGCCUCAGGACAUGUUGCCUCAGAGGUAUCUACAUCCUUGUUGGAGCCAGCAGUAACUAGUCCAGUGCUGGCAGAGAGCAUUCUGGAGCCUCCAGCCAUGGCUGUCCCAGAGUCUUCGGCUGUGGCUGUCCUGGAGUCUUCGGCUGUGACCGUCCUGGAGUCUUCAACUGUGACCGUCCUGGAGUCUUCGACUGUGACUGUCCUGGAGCCUUCGGUUGUGACUGUCCCGGAGCCUCCUGUUGUGGCUGAGCCAGACUAUAUUACCAUUCCUGUGCCAGUUGUUUCUGCGCUGGAGCCUUCUGUGCCUGUCUUGGAACCAGCGGUGUCAGUCCUUCAACCUUCUAUGAUUGUUUCAGAACCAUCUGUUUCUGUCCAGGAGUCUACUGUGACAGUUUCAGAGCCUGCUGUCACUGUCUCAGAGCAGACUCAAGUAAUACCAACUGAGGUGGCUAUAGAGUCCACACCAAUGAUACUGGAAUCUAGUAUCAUGUCAUCACAUGUUAUGAAAGGAAUUAAUCUACCCUCUGGUGAUCAAAAUCUUGCUCCAGAGAUUGGCAUGCAGGAGAUUCCUUUGCAUUCAGGUGAAGAGCCACAUGCUGAGGUACACCUGAAAAGUGACUCUUAUGAAAGUGAACAUGGUAUAAAUAUAGACCUUAAUAUAAAUAAUCAUUUAAUUGCUAAAGAAAUGGAACAUAAUACAGUGUGUGCUGCUAGUACUAGUCCUGUUGGGGAAAUUGGUGAAGAGAAAAUUUUGCCCACCAGUGAGACUAAACAGUGCACAGUAUUGGUUACCUACCCUGGUGUUAGUGAAGCUGAUGCAGGAGAAACUCUGUCUUCUACUGGUCCUCUUGCUCUGGAACCUGAUGCAACAGGAACUAGUAAGGGUAUUGAAUUUAUCACAACAUCUACUCUCAGUUCAGUUAAUAAAUAUGAUAUUGAUGUAUCUUUAACUACUCAAGAUACUGAACAUGACAUGGUAAUUUCCACCAGUCCUAGUGGUGGUAGUGAAGCUGACAUUGAAGGGCCUUUGCCUGCUAAAGAUAUUCAUCUUGAUUUACCAUCUAAUAAUAACCUUGUUAGUAAGGAUACAGAAGAACCAUUACCUGUAAAAGAGAGUGACCAGACGUUAGCAGCUCUGCUCAGCCCUAAAGAAAGUAGUGGAGGAGAAAAAGAAGUACCUCCCCCUCCUAAAGAGACACUGUCUGAUUCAGGAUUUUCUGCCAAUAUUGAGGAUAUUAAUGAAGCAGAUUUAGUGAGACCGUUACUUCCUAAGGACAUGGAACGUCUUACAAGCCUUAGAGCUGGCAUUGAAGGACCUUUACUUGCAAGUGAUGUUGGACGUGACAAAUCUGCUGCCAGCCCGGUUGUAAGUAGUAUGCCAGAAAGAGCUUCAGAGUCGUCUUCAGAGGAAAAAGAUGAUUAUGAAAUUUUUGUAAAAGUUAAGGACACUCAUGAAAAAAGCAAGAAAAAUAAGAACCGUGAUAAGGGUGAGAAAGAGAAGAAAAGAGACUCUUCAUUAAGAUCUCGAAGUAAGCGUUCCAAGUCUUCUGAACACAAAUCACGCAAGCGUACCAGUGAAUCUCGUUCUCGGGCAAGGAAGAGAUCAUCUAAGUCCAAGUCUCAUCGCUCUCAAACACGUUCACGGUCACGUUCAAGACGCAGGAGGAGGAGCAGCAGAUCAAGAUCAAAGUCUAGAGGAAGACGAUCUGUAUCAAAAGAGAAGCGCAAAAGAUCUCCAAAGCACAGAUCCAAGUCUAGGGAAAGGAAAAGAAAAAGAUCAAGCUCCAGGGAUAACCGAAAGACAGUUAGAGCUCGAAGUCGAACCCCAAGUCGCCGGAGUCGGAGUCAUACUCCAAGUCGUCGACGAAGGUCUAGAUCUGUGGGUAGGAGAAGGAGCUUUAGCAUUUCCCCAAGCCGCCGGAGCCGCACCCCAAGCCGCCGCAGCCGUACCCCCAGCCGCCGGAGCCGCACCCCCAGCCGUCGGAGCCGUACCCCCAGCCGCCGGAGCCGCACCCCUAGUCGUCGGAGCCGCACCCCAAGCCGCCGGAGAAGAUCGAGGUCUGUGGUAAGAAGACGAAGCUUCAGUAUCUCACCAGUCAGAUUAAGGCGAUCAAGAACACCCUUGAGAAGAAGGUUUAGCAGAUCUCCCAUCCGUCGUAAAAGAUCCAGGUCUUCUGAACGAGGCAGAUCACCCAAACGUCUGACAGAUUUGGAUAAGGCUCAAUUACUUGAAAUAGCCAAAGCUAAUGCAGCUGCCAUGUGUGCUAAGGCUGGUGUCCCUUUACCGCCAAACCUAAAGCCUGCACCUCCACCUACUAUAGAAGAGAAAGUUGCUAAAAAGUCAGGAGGAGCUACUAUAGAAGAACUAACUGAGAAAUGUAAACAGAUCGCACAGAGUAAAGAAGAUGAUGAUGUAAUAGUGAAUAAACCUCAUGUUUCGGAUGAAGAGGAAGAAGAACCUCCUUUUUAUCAUCAUCCCUUUAAACUCAGUGAACCCAAACCUAUUUUUUUCAAUCUGAAUAUUGCUGCAGCAAAACCAACUCCACCAAAAAGCCAGGUAACAUUAACAAAAGAAUUCCCUGUAUCAUCUGGAUCUCAACAUCGGAAAAAAGAAGCGGAUAGUGUUUAUGGAGAAUGGGUUCCUGUAGAGAAAAAUGGUGAAGAAAACAAAGAUGACGAUAAUGUUUUCAGCAGCAAUUUGCCCUCAGAGCCUGUGGACAUCUCUACAGCAAUGAGUGAACGAGCACUUGCUCAGAAAAGACUCAGUGAGAAUGCAUUUGACCUUGAAGCCAUGAGCAUGUUAAAUAGAGCUCAGGAAAGGAUUGAUGCCUGGGCUCAGCUGAACUCUAUUCCUGGCCAGUUCACAGGAAGUACAGGAGUACAGGUUUUGACACAAGAACAGUUGGCCAAUACUGGUGCCCAAGCCUGGAUUAAAAAGGAUCAGUUCUUAAGAGCAGCCCCGGUAACUGGAGGAAUGGGAGCCGUUUUGAUGAGAAAAAUGGGCUGGAGAGAAGGAGAAGGAUUAGGAAAAAACAAAGAAGGCAAUAAGGAACCCAUUCUAGUUGAUUUUAAGACAGACCGAAAAGGUCUUGUUGCAGUAGGAGAAAGAGCACAAAAGAGGUCUGGGAACUUCUCUGCUGCAAUGAAAGAUCUGUCAGGCAAACAUCCUGUGUCUGCUUUGAUGGAAAUCUGUAAUAAGAGAAGGUGGCAACCACCUGAAUUUCUGUUGGUCCAUGAUAGUGGCCCUGAUCAUCGCAAACAUUUUCUCUUUAGGGUAUUGAUAAAUGGAAGCGCUUACCAGCCCAGCUUUGCCAGCCCUAAUAAGAAGCAUGCUAAAGCCACAGCAGCUACUGUGGUUCUUCAAGCAAUGGGCCUUGUACCAAAGGACCUCAUGGCUAAUGCCACUUGCUUCAGGAGUGCCUCACGUAGAUAGAUUGAGGUUUUAUAAUAAUCAUUUCAGAUAAUUUUACUCUGCAUCACAAUGUAUUUCCUCUUUAAUGUUGUAAAUAUUUGGCAAUUUAAGACAUUGUGUAAAAAGCAAUCUGUAAAAACAUCUCCAGGCUUUGAUUUUUGUACCAUGGAAAUUGUAUUUAACCAUACAGGGUUUUGGUAUGUUUAUAUUGUUUACCUUAGUGAUGUAUUUGUUUAAGUGGCUAACAUCCAAAUGAUUGUUUGAAGGCAUCAGAGUAAUCUUCAGUGUGGAAUGUUAAAUAACGCUUUUAUACUGUAUUUUGUACUAUGAUGUAACUCCCCUUCCUUAUGGCUAGGCUACUGUAACACUUGCCUGUAAUCAGUGAAGGGCUGUGCACCUUGUACUAUUUCACAAUGGGUUCUGCUGGACAGAUACUGGGCCAGUGUUAUUGAGGUGAUCAAGAUCUGUUCCACAGGGCUAUUGCCACCAUCUCCCCUCAAAAUUUUGUAGAGGUUCUAAAAAGAAAGUGGUAUGUUGUGUGAUGAUCAGCACUAAGUCCUGCAUUCCUGUUAAAGCCACUUGGGUCAUAAGAAGGGAGUAAAAAUGAAGUCUGACUAGAAUUCUACUAUUGCAGAGGCCAAGUACAUUUAGUAUGGCAUUGAGUUGUGAUAUAGUUUUACUUUGAUGUGCAUUUUGAAUUUCAGCUACACCUAGAUAGACGUAAAAUGAUAAUUAAAAUGCUGUAACCAACUUAUCUAAUAAAAUUGGCAACCAGCCACUAUUUUGUUGACUAUGA
Messenger RNA from Chlorocebus sabaeus (green monkey), 8364 nucleotides. Lineage: Eukaryota; Metazoa; Chordata; Mammalia; Primates; Cercopithecidae. The record is from RefSeq and is a predicted model, not a curated record.